AUGGCAACCAAUCUCCAGGGCAAGCGUGUAGUCGUUGUAGGGGGCAGCAGCGGCAUAGGUUUCGCAGCUGCCAAACUAGCAUUGGUCAAUGGGGCUUCAGUGAUCAUCUCGUCAUCUAAUCAGGCCAAAGUCGAUGCGGCCACGAAGAGACUUUCCGAGUUCAACCCUGGCGGUCGUGAGGUUGAAGGCAGGGUGUGUGAUGUCAAAGGAGGCGAAAGCGCAAUCAAGGCAUUUUUCGAUGCACUUCCAGAGUUUGAUCAUCUGAUCUGGACAGCGGGCGAUCCUCUCCGCAUCGGUUACCCGGACAUCGACCUCGCUCAAACGCAAGAUGCAUUUGCCGUGCGCGCCCUGGGGCCUAUUUAUGCCGGAAAAUAUGCUCCGAGCCACAUGCCGAAGAGCUCCAAGUCCUCGAUCACCCUCACGAUUGGCAGUGUCGUUCGGAAGCCCAGGAAGGGAUGGGCGCUCAUUGCCGCAAUUGCCGGUAGCGUCGAACGAUUCACCAAGGGAUUGGCCGUCGAGCUUGCGCCCAUUAGGGUGAACGUAGUGAGCCCUGGUUUGGUGAAAACAGAGAUGUGGGACUCGACACCUGCUGAGCAACUCAAUGCGAUCGUGAGCGGCGCGGAAAAGACACUCCUCGUGCAGCACGUCGCGGACGCGGACGAGGUAGCAGAGGCUUAUCUGUAUCUCCUGAAAUGCGGCUAUGUGACCGGGGAGACGUUGAAUGUCGACGGCGGUGGAGUCCUUGCCUAG
This is a messenger RNA of Punctularia strigosozonata HHB-11173 SS5, 750 nucleotides long. Its product is annotated as NAD(P)-binding protein. Lineage: Eukaryota; Fungi; Basidiomycota; Agaricomycetes; Corticiales; Punctulariaceae. The record is from RefSeq and is a predicted model, not a curated record. Gene Ontology annotation, molecular function: oxidoreductase activity. The transcript is spliced from 7 exons. Bases 1 to 750 code for a protein of 249 amino acids.